CUAAGGAGCAGCGCUCCACAUCCACGAUUUGCUGAUGCUGGACCCUGAUGACAUGUUGAAGCUGACUUACGAAGAUCAUUUAUACAUUUGUCUGACGGAAGACCAUUUGCAAUUUAAUUUUUCUGAUAAAAUGCCAAAGCGAAAUUGCUCUGCCCCAUGGCAUUCAGUGAAAGAUCUUAGAAAAAAAUAUGGGAAUGUUACUCAAUUUGAUAAAAUGCUAAAAGACGUCUAAUUUAGGUCAUGAGGAUGAUUUUUCAGAUGAAAAAAAAAGUGUGGAAAGAAUUUGAACUUUAUGUCGAUGCUAUCUCGUCUCUGGUUGAGUACCGACCUGUGCACGAAAAAAUGAUUUAUAAAUCGUUGCAGAAUAUAUAUGAUGAAAAUGUUUUCUAUGUCGAGAUUAGGACAGGACUGACCUCUUUAUACGAGCUGAAUGGGACAGUGCACGGCGAUCUUUAUAUGGCAUCACUGUACCAUCAGGUGGCAAGGAAAUUUAUGGAUGCAAACCCUACUGCAGAACAAGUUCAAGGAGAUCUGAAUCUAGCUCGACUAGUAAAACGAAUUCUGCCUGAGGUGUUCGCUGGCUUUGAUCUCGUUGGACAAGAAGACAUAGGGAAACCUCUAAAGCAAUAUUUACCAGAACUAUUAGGAGCAAAAGGUGAAGUAGUCUAUUUUUUUCACGCAGGCGAAGCCAACCAGUUCGGGACUCCAGUGGAUGACAAAUUGUUUGAUGCUAUAUUGCUGGGAAUGAAACGCAUAGGCCAUGGAUAUGCAUUGUUCAAGCAUCUAGAAUUAAUCAAGCAUCCAGAACUAAUCAAGCUUGUCUGGGAAAAGGACAUAGCUAUAGAAGUGAAUGUGAUAUCAAACUCUGUGUUAUCAUUGGUUAAAGAUUUGCGGAACCAUCCACUGGCGUUGUAUUUGGCGCUGGGUUUGCCCGUGGUACUGUUGAGCGACGACCCCGGCGUGUGGGGCGCGAAGCCUUUGACAGACGACUUUUGUGUUGCCUUCAUGGCCAUCGCCAGUAAGAAGGCAGAUCUGAGAAUGCUGAAGCAGCUGGCGAUGAAUUCUAUAAAGUAUAGUGCGUUAAACAAUGGGAGAAAGGCGAAGUUGUUCAGGAAUUUCGAGAAAGAAUGGAUAGAAUUUAUAAACUACAUUAUUGAAGAUAAAAGUAUGAAAAAAUAAAAAUAUAUAAAUAU
Molecule: messenger RNA, 1193 nt
Organism: Cydia pomonella (codling moth)
Lineage: Eukaryota; Metazoa; Arthropoda; Insecta; Lepidoptera; Tortricidae
Product: adenosine deaminase 2-like
Biological process (GO): inosine biosynthetic process; adenosine catabolic process
Molecular function (GO): adenosine deaminase activity
Source: RefSeq, a predicted model, not a curated record